Messenger RNA from Caenorhabditis angaria, 1826 nucleotides. The record is from the annotation of a GenBank genome assembly. NCBI's taxonomy places the organism in Eukaryota, Metazoa, Nematoda, Chromadorea, Rhabditida, Rhabditidae.
AUGAACAUCAGGAAGUUUUUACUGGAAAACGAGGGGAAUUUGAAGGAUGUUGAAAUGGAAGAACUCGAAAAGGUUUUACCGGAAGUUUAUGAAGUUGAAGAGGAUUUGAUAAACGAGUUGGGGAAGAGGAGAAUUCUAGAUUUAUGUUUGCAUAUUUUGAAAAGUAAGACCUUCAUAUCAAAGUUUUAUUGUUUCCAAAAUCAAAUUUUUUUUAUUCAGGCGCUGAUUCAAGUCGAACUGGUCGCCGAUAUGCUCUCGCAUUUCUCAAAAUCUUCUUUCCUUAUAAUUUUCUUCAAGAUUUUCAUGUUCUCGUCGAAGCUCUCGAAGAACCACAAUUUCAUAUUAUUCAACCGGUUCUUCCUAGAAUGAUAUCUCUAAUCAAAACAGUUGAAGCUGAAGUGAUCGAAUUUAGUUUUGUGCAAAUUGUGAUCUUCCGUGGAAUUUGUCAUACAAAUGGAUGGAUUCGAACAUGGGCAAUUCGAACAGCUGUUAAUUUGGAUUCGAAAUUAUUAUCGAAAGAUAUCGAGUAUAUUCCAAAUGUUGUUUUGCAUAAUCUCAAUAAUAAUGAUAUUUUCUGGAGAUUUUUGGAAAAGUCUGAAAUGGAAUUGUUCACCGAAACAUUGUCUCAGAAAAUUGCGCAAGUUCAGGGAGAUCGAUACAAGUUUUUUGAAGCAUUUUUGACGAAAGUUGUUGAUGAAAUAUCUUGCCCAACUGCUUUAUAUUUCGCUUCGACAAUUUUAGAAGAAGUUCAAAGAUCUGAGAUUUUCGAUUUUGAUGAUAUUCAAUUAUUCAAACGGGUUAUUUGGAAAUCGAAAUAUAUUCCACACAAAUCAUUGAGAAUUAUAACAAUUCGACAAUUUAUCUUGUUUUUUGUCAAAGUUACAAAACUAUCCUCGAAGUUUCUUCACGAAAUUUCCCAAUUAAUCGCGCUGAUUUCAUGUGAAGCAAAAAAAGAGCUGAUUGAAGAUAUUUAUUCGGAAAUCACAAAAAUCGUCGAAGAAGAUGGAUUUCUAACCGGUGAAGAUGAAGAUGAAAAAAGUUUCCUGGAAGAUUUAUGUUCAACGAAUCAUAAAUUGGAGGCGGUGAAAUUGUGGUGGAUUUCGAUGAGAAAUGAUAUUCCGAAACAAGAAAAAAUGGUUGCUCGACUUCAAUUGAUUUUAGCUGAUCAAUUGGAGGAUAUCCCACAAAAUAUUGAGAAUGUAUUGUUUUGUUUAUACAAUUAUCCACCAACAGUUAUAGUCAGUAAGUUACUUUUCUGAAAAAAUUCAUUUUAAUUUGCCGCCUGAAAAUACCAACAAAAAACCAAAAAAUCGUAUUUUCAGGUUCCCUGGAACGUCUGAAAAAUCUAAUUGGAGCAUACAUUGUGAAACGUGCAAUAGGUCCAAUUUCCACUGAUUUCGAAUGCUACGAAAAAUGUUUCAAUUUAUUCUUCCUGGAAUAUAAUUGUUAUUUAUUGGAUCAUGUUAUUAUGAUGAUGUUCGAAGUAUUGAAAAAUGAACCGAUUUUGGAAUCACAUGUUAUGGUUUUGGCAUUUUUGGAUGAAAUUUUGGAAUAUGUCAAGAAUAAAGAGAGUUCGACACCACAAGUUAUUGAAUAUUUGAAUUUGGAAGUUGAAUUAUUGGGCCUAAAAAGACAGAACAGGUGAGUUGAAAAUGAUGUUAGAGGAAAAACCGUCUUUAAAUUUUAAUUUUUUCAGAUCAAAUAAUGAUAUGAGUAUGAAAGAAUUCAAUCAUUUGGUUGCAAAACUUCAUUCUACAAAACUGAAACUUUUCCUGAGAUAUUACGAAGUUGAAAAUGUCGACAAAAAUAUUGUUGGAUUGUAUUGA